Molecule: messenger RNA, 1523 nt
Organism: Spinacia oleracea (spinach)
Lineage: Eukaryota; Viridiplantae; Streptophyta; Magnoliopsida; Caryophyllales; Amaranthaceae
Product: ultraviolet-B receptor UVR8
Exons: 8
Coding region: 88-1308 (406 amino acids)
Source: RefSeq, a predicted model, not a curated record
ACUGACAUUAGCCGAAUAGAAAACUGGAGUUGAAAUGAAAUGAAAUGAAAUGAAAUCAAACCCAAAACCAGUCUUAAGAAAACAUCAAUGGAAGAACGAGAAAGAGUGCUCAAAAACCAGAAAAAGACCGAACAAGAAGAACACGAACAAGAAAAGGAUAUAGAACCAAAGCAACAAGAGCUAUGGAGUUGGGGGGCAGGAACAGAAGGACAACUUGGAACUGGCAACUUAAAAGACGAACUUACCCCUCAACUUCUCAUCAACCUCUCCAAUUCUCUCUCCUCAUUCGCCCCAAUCUCUGUCCUCUCUUGCGGUGGUGCCCAUGUCAUUGCUCUCACUUCUGGUGGGAAGGUGCUGAGUUGGGGUAGAGGAUCAUCUGGGCAAUUGGGUCAUGAUCAGAUUAUGCCUAAUUGCUCGUUCCCUAAACUUGUUGCUUCAUUGUCAAGCUUCAAUAUUUCCCAUGUUUCUGCUGGUUGGAAUCACUCUGGUUUUGUUUCAGAUUCUGGAUGCCUCUUCACUUGUGGGGAUGGCUCGUUUGGUCAGUUGGGCCAUGGAGAUUUUAAGUCCUACAGUUCCCCAAUCGAAGUUUCAUUUUUCAACUCUAAGCACGUUGAGCAGGUAGCUUGUGGCAUGCGACAUUCAUUGGUACUAUCAAAAGGCAAUUCAGGAGACAAGGUCAUGUAUGGAUUUGGAUCCGGCAAGCGCGGUCAGUUGGGUAUUUCUGAGGAUAAAAUAAAGCUGGUGAGUGUUCCUGUGGUAUGUUCUGGAUUUGAAAAUGCUGAAGUGGUGGACAUUCUUGCAAAUGGAGAUCAAAGUGCUGCAUUGUCAGCUGAUGGCCGUCUUUACACUUGGGGAAGAGGUUUCAGCAGUAGCAGUUCGAACGUUUGUAUUCCUCAGUCUAUACCCUCGGCUUUUAGCUUUGAGCAAGCUGCUCUUGGUUGGAAUCACGCCUUGGUAUUAACAAGCGAAGGAGAAGUCUUUAUGCUUGGAGGCAGUCACCACGGAGUGCUCAGUGAACCUCAAAAGAUGACCCGCCAUAAUAAUUCAUCUGAUGAACCGAGUCUGUCAAAAGUAUGUGGCCUCGUUGGGAAGAAAGUUGUACAUAUUGCAGCUGGAGCUGAGCACUCAGCUAUAGUGACAGAAAAUGGACAAGUAUACACUUGGGGUUGGGGCGAACAUGGUCAGCUUGGUUUGGAUAGUACAAGUGAUCACACUGCUCCCCAGUUGGUUCUACCUGAAGAUAGAAGCCUGAUAUCGAGGGUUUACUGUGGAAGUGGCUUCACUUUUGCUCUUAAGACUCACACUUGAAGAAGUGAGCUAGUCGUAUUACCAAUGCUAACGUGGUCUCUUCCGUAUAUCGCGACAAGGACCAAGGUGGGAAAUAGAAAUUUGAGGCCACCUGGUUUCAUGAAAUUGUAAUUGUUUGAUAACUUUGAUUGAGAAAGAAAAUUUGGGUGUUGUGUAAUCAACAAAAACUCCCUUUUGGUUUAAAAUUGGCUCUUAACUUGACAUGCCAUUUAGCA